Molecule: messenger RNA, 3519 nt
Organism: Carya illinoinensis
Lineage: Eukaryota; Viridiplantae; Streptophyta; Magnoliopsida; Fagales; Juglandaceae
Exons: 5
Coding region: 2101-2994 (297 amino acids)
Source: RefSeq, a predicted model, not a curated record
AUUUCUAUAAUUUUUAGUAAUUACAUGUUUUGACCUUUUCAUUCCGUAACUCUCUCCUGUUUCUCUCUCCUCCCUUUAAUGGUGUGUUUAGAUGCAGAGCAUGUAGCUCCCUUAUCUACCUGCAUACAACCCAGAUUUUUCUACCCCCUUCAAUAGCUUAGAAAACCCAAAUAAAUCUACCCAUCGCUGCCUUCAAACUCACCAUUGUUAUUUCUGAUAUCUGCCUUCAAACUCAUAGCAAGUUAUUUAUCAUUAAUAUUUGCUGGUUUUUUUUUUUUUGCUUUUUUGUUCUUUCACCGGAUACAAGAUUUUUGAACGUAGAGAGAGAGUCCAGCAAGAACCUAUAUAAUACCUUUGAGAAAUUAGCCCUCAAUUACGAGAUACCCAAUAAUUCAAACCAAGAAAAUCUUAUCUUAUUUGAAGAUUGAUUUUUAUAUUCCUUCACUCAACAACUUGGGAAAAGUCUCCUACUAAUCCGAUUUUGUAGUAUCCUUUUCAAAUUUGAUUUCUACAACAUACACACUUAUCACUCUAUAAUCUAGUUUCCUUCUUAGUACAACCUCCCUAGGAACGUCCAAAACUACCAGAUAGAUUCUAAUCAAUUUCCAUCCUACUGAAACUCUGUCUCCUCGUACACUAGUUAUAUAUAACACCCACAGGCCACUAUCUCUAUGUUUCUCAGUGUGUGUGGUGUGGAGUGUGAAUGCAUUUGGUGGUACUGCUAUUUGUGAAAGUUGAGUUCUAAUCUUCCAUUCGCAGUGGGCAUCAUCAUUGGAAGGGUUAGUUGGACUUUAGGUAUGAUGUAAUUGAUAUUAUUUUUAAGAAGACUUGUAUUAAGACUUGUAUUUUUUGUAUUGAGAAUAUGUCUUUUUUGCAUUGAGAAGGUGAACUCCUCUUUUUAGCUAGUCGAGUCUCUCUUGAUUGUGUAUAUUUAAUUUCUAGUAUAAGCAUAGAACCUAUUAACUAAACUAGUUAAGGAUAGAGGUAGAAUACAAACAGAGGAUAGGUCAUAAUUUCUCUCAGGUCUAAACUAGUAACUAAACUAGUACUAUUUUUUUUUUGUACAAUAUUGCCUUCUCCAAUCUUGGCGCAUUAGCAUUUCAUAAUUGCCUAAAAAUGAUGAUAUAAUGGAAUAUGCAGUCAUUAGAUUACAAUAUCAUAUGAAAUAUAGAGAUCCUAUUGGUUGCGAGCAAGUACAAGUAUGAAAUAUAUUCAUGUCAAACAUGCUCAUUUCAACUCAUGAAUAAAGAAUCCAAUCAAUGGUGAGGUAUCAGUACCAAAAAUACAUAGAAAAAAAAAAUAGCAGCACAAUAAUCACUCAGGUAAAUAAUUACCUGAAGCAGUGAACAAAGCAGUGAAAAAAAAAAUGGAAGUCAUUUUAGUUGAGGAUGAUUCACAUUCUACAAGAAGCAGUGAACAAAGCAUGUCAAAUCAACUUUUUAUGUUGUUGUAAUGUGAAAUUUAAUUGGACAAUUAAUUAUGAUGAUUCUACUCGAGGGAUCUAAUAAUAUAGAUUAAAACCUUUUGUUUCAAUCACGCCUAGCAAGACAUUAAUAGAGGUGCUCAGGAAACAUGAGUGCUUGUGGAUUUUUUAUUAUAGUUGACUGUUGAGUUUCCUAUGCAUUACUUAAAUUCUCACUUGUCAGCUCAUUGUUUUGUACUUCCAUGUCUUUCUAGUUCUUCAAUUUCUUCAAUAGUUUAUUUUAAUAAAUGUUGGGUUUCCUUUGCAAUUAGGUUUGAUUUAUUUUCUAUUACGAUUAUGUAAAGAUUAAAACCUUUGUUGUAUCAAAUUUGUAAACUUACUUCUAUACUUUUCAGCAUAUAACAAAUAUGUCUAACAAAAAUCAAAAUAAUGUUGCUGCUGCUACACAAAUGCAAGAUAGUCAGACAACCAGAUUAAUUUGGACAGAUAAAAUGCUAGAGGAUUAUAUAGACAUAUGCGUUAGUGAGAUUUAUGCUGGUAACCGUCCAGGGACCCAUUUUAAUAAGGUGGGGUGGAAAAAUGUGGUUAAUAAGUUUAGCGAGAAAGUUGGUAAAGAAUUUAACUACAAACAACUUAAGAACAAGUAGGAUAGUUUAAAAAAGGAUUGGAACAUUUGGAUGAAAUUAGUUGGAAAAGAAACUGGCCUUGGAUGGGAUCCGGUGAAGAAGAUAGUUGAUGCUACAGAUGAGUGGUGGGCAAAAAAAUUACAGGAAAUUUCAGAAGCAGCUAAGUUUCGGAAUGCAGACAUGGAGAAUAAUGGUCACGAUACUGAACAUUGCAUAAGCGAUGCUGAUAAUGGUGAAGAAGAAAAAGAGGAUGAUAUUGACUUUGUGAUAGCAUUAAAAUUAAUGGUGGCUUCUAAAUAUUACACAACAUAUAUGGUAAAGGAACCUUGUAGGACCUCUCUACAUAUAGGUCAUAAGUUUGUUAUGGAGAUUCUAAAUGGUCAUCAUGAUAGAUGUCAUCAACAAUUUAGGAUGGAAAAAUAUAUAUUUCAUGCUUUAUGCAAAGAGUUGAAUGAAAGAUAUAACUUAACUGGUACUCAAAACAUAACUAUCGAAGAAAUGGUAGGAAUUUUCUUGAUUACAUUAGGUCAUGGGUUUGGGAAUAGAAUGGCACAAGAAAGAUUUCAACAUUCAGGAGAGACUAUUAGUAGGCAUUUUAAUAAUGUAUUAAUGUCUAUUUCACGAAUGACGGUUGACAUUAUCAACCCCACUGAUAGGGAAUUUAAGGAUAUUCCAAAAAAAAUUCGUGAAGAUGAGAGAUAUUGGCCAUACUUUAAAGAUUGUAUUGGAGCUAUUGAUAAAACCCACGUGCCAGUUAUUAUUUCUCCAACAAAACAAAUUCCAUUUAUUGGUAGAAAAGGCAUAACUACUCAGAAUGUCAUGGCAGUUUGUGAUUUUGAUAUGCGUUUCACUUUUGUUUGGGCUGGAUGGGAAGGGAUAGCUCAUGAUACACAUUUUUAUGGAAGCUAUUCGAAAAGAAGAAUUGAGCUUUCCACAUCCACCUAGAGGUAAAUAUUACUUGGUAGAUGCUGGAUAUCCUCAUAUGAAUAAAUACAUGGGGCCAUACAGAAGGGAACGAUAUCAUCUACCAGAUUUUUGCCGUGGUCCUCGACCAAUGGGUAUGCGUGAAAUAUUUAAUCAUGCACAUUCAUCGCUCAGAUGCACUAUCGAGAGAACAUUUGGAGUUUGAAAAAAUAGAUGGAAGAUAUUGGAUCAUAUGCCAAAUUUUCCUUAUGAUAAGCAAGUUAAAAUUGUUGUGGCGUCUAUGGUUAUUCAUAAUUUUAUUAGAACUCAUGUAUUAAAAGAUCUUGAGUUCAAGCCAUACGAUGAGGAUGAGGAUUAUCUACCUCCUGGAAGCAUGCAGGAUGAAGAAGUAGAAGAUUACUCAAGUAUGCAACAAUCAGAGAUAUCCAGUGAAAAUGUUAUGAAUAUUGAGCGUGAUUAUAUUGCUCUUUAACUUAUGCAACAUUGAAGAGAUUUUUUUUCCAUUAUAAUUACUAAAACACCUAUUAGACUAUUUUCAUUGUUAUU